Molecule: messenger RNA, 654 nt
Organism: Penicillium digitatum Pd1
Lineage: Eukaryota; Fungi; Ascomycota; Eurotiomycetes; Eurotiales; Aspergillaceae
Product: putative RNA binding protein Pym
Biological process (GO): exon-exon junction complex disassembly
Cellular component (GO): exon-exon junction complex; cytoplasm
Molecular function (GO): RNA binding
Source: RefSeq, a predicted model, not a curated record
AUGGCCUCCAAUGUCGCGAGGUCCGGAAUUACCACCGAUGCCCAAACCGGCGAACGAUAUAUUCCCUCCUCGGUCCGUGCUGACGGUUCUAGGCGCAAGGAGAUCCGCGUGCGCCCCGGUUACAAGCCCCCCGAGGAUGUCGAGCUAUACAAGCACCGGGCAGCGGCAUCAUGGAAAACCCGAGGAAAAGCCGGGGUGCCGGGUGCGGAAGCAUUGAGCAGCGAAGACGACAAGACCAAGACUACAGUUAAGCCCACAACCACCGCCACCACUGCCACCAGCAACAAGAACGCCAAACGCCGCGAAGCCAAGCGAAACGCAAAGGAAACGGACGAAGCCGGUCCCACCGCCGAGGGCAGGGGCGCGUACUCAAACAACUGGCGUGUCCCGGCACCUACACCUAAGAAGGAAGAGAAGCUCACUGAAGAGCCAGUUGAUCUCGAAGCCGAAAAUGAGAAAAAGGCCCGCGGUCUGAAGAAGAAACUCCGCCAGGCGCGGGAUCUUCGCGAUAAGAAGCUACAGGGAGAGGCGCUGCUGCCGGAGCAGUUGGAGAAGGUCAUUAAAAUUCAGGAACUUGUCCGGCAGCUGGAUAUUUUGGGAUUUGAUUCCAAUGGCGACAAAAAGAAUGGUGACAGCAAUGAGAAUCCUUUUUAA